Molecule: messenger RNA, 7006 nt
Organism: Leguminivora glycinivorella
Lineage: Eukaryota; Metazoa; Arthropoda; Insecta; Lepidoptera; Tortricidae
Gene: stol
Product: voltage-dependent calcium channel subunit alpha-2/delta-3
Exons: 27
Coding region: 211-3834 (1207 amino acids)
Cellular component (GO): voltage-gated calcium channel complex
Molecular function (GO): voltage-gated calcium channel activity
Source: RefSeq, a predicted model, not a curated record
GCGGCGGCGCGCUGCCGGCGAGCUUCCCGCGCGGCACGUUUGUCUCCACCCGCGGCUCGUCCGCACCACCGUCUCGGUCCGACCUAACCUGAUAUUCUACACUCGAUGACUCACAAACAUACCGGCUCAGACACCAGGAGUGUAGUGCGAUCGUGUUAGAUGUGAGCGGGAGUGCUGUGUGGUUCUGGUGCCUGUGAUGUGGGGAGUGCGAUGGCGCUGAGAGGCAGCAUGUCGCCUCUGGCGCUGUUCAUGCCUCUGCUAGCGGUCGCCGCGCUUGCUAACCAGUUAGAGGACAUACCCCACAAUGAAGUCAAAAACUGGGCAUUGAAAUUCGGCGUGGAUUUAUGGGAAUUCGGAAGGCACUUCACAAAAAUGAAUCAGAUACAAAACAAAUACCACGAGUACAACGUGGAGGUGGCGCGCAAGGACGGGCUGCUGCUAGUGCGCGAGCUGGCCGCCGAGGUCAAGAACCACAUGGACUUCAAGAUUAACGCCGUUAUGCGUAUAAUGGACUCGGCGGAGGCGGCAGCGCUGUCGUCGGGCGGCUCAGACGGCCCGGGCGCGUACUACGACGCGCGCUGGCUAAACGUGCACGCUGACGACGGCACGCUGGCCGCACGUGCACGCCGCCUAGUCCUAGCACCUAGCCGACACUUCGACCACAUCGCCGUCAACGCGAGCUACAGCGCGGUGCUGAUGCCGCCCUACAUCAACGUUGAGAAUGGCGAUGUGCAGAAUCAGAUCGCGUGGUCCGAGCACCUCGACCCGCUGUUCGUGAACAACUACGAGAUCGACCCAUCGCUCUCGUGGCAGUACUAUGCCUCAUCCACAGGCUUCAUGAGGCGGUAUCCAGCCAUGUCCUGGCCUCCUGAAGACGGCUACUCGCAUCACGCACGCGACUUCUACGACUUCCGCUCUUCCAACUGGUUCGUGGAAGCGGCCACGUCUCCCAAAGACCUGGUCAUCCUCUUGGAUGACUCGGAUGACUUGGGGUCUUCCUACUGGAGACUGGCCAAGGCCACCGUCUCGGGGCUACUGGAUACUCUGGGCCCGAACGACUUCGUCAACGUGUACCGGUAUAGCGAUACCGUGUCCGAGAUACACUCCUGCUAUACGAAGAUUUUGGCUCAGGCUGUGCCGGAAACGAUAAGGGAGCUGAAAACCGCCCUGUGGGCCGCCGAGGCGACCGGCGGUGCGGCCAAUCUCACUGGCGCGCUCACUAGUGGCUUCGAAAUAUUGCAUAGGUAUAACCGCACGGGCCAAGGCUGCCAGUGCAACCAAGCAAUCGCGGUGGUGGGCGCGGGCGGCGGCGCGGCGGGGGUGAAGGGCGUGUUCCGAACGUGGAACUGGCCACAUAUGCCCGUGCGCAUCUUCAGCUACGGCGUGGGAGGAGAUGCUGCGUCCGGACACAACAUGAAGGACAUGGCUUGCACUAACAAAGGAUUCUACGUGUCAAUAAACGAGCAUUCGGAAAUCAGACCGAAGGUGCUGCACAUGAUCGAGGUGCUGGCUCGACCACUCGUCAUGUACCAGACUAUGCAUCCUGUGCAUUGGAGCCCCGUCUACGUCGGCGGAAGGAGUAGCAACCUGGACGAUGAUGGCAUGGGCCAGUUGAUGACGUCGGUAACGGUACCGAUCUUCGACAGGAGAAACCACACGCAUCGAGAAGCUAAUUUACUCGGUGUGGUGGGCACAGAUGUACCUGUCGAUCAAAUAAAGAAGCUCGUGCCACCAUAUAAGUUGGGAGUAAACGGUUACUCGUUCAUGGUGGAUAACAACGGGCAUGUUUUAUAUCAUCCGGAUCUCAGGCCUUUGUAUACCAAUGAGGAAUACACUGAGACGCUCCGUCCGCUCUACUCUAGCGUGGACCUAACAGAUGUAGAGCUGCUCGUGGACGCAGACGAGAACUCACGCGUCAACCUUACUUCUCUACUGCUCGAUCUCCGACACGACAUGAUUGAACAACGCGAAGGUGAAACCGAGAUCGGUGUGAAAGUUCAAUAUGGAAGCAUGCGACGCGUAGCCACGCGCCGCCAGCGUUACUUCUACAGCCCUGUAGAAGGAACUCCAUACUCGCUUGCUAUAGUGCUGCCGGAUGGCUACGGCAUGUAUGAGUUACAGGCUGAGCAGGAGGUCAAGCACAGUCCAAUAAAUGUUACCGAAUACUUUAAAGGAGACAACUGGAAAAUUCACCCAGAAUGGGUAUACUGCGAAUACGCCUCAACGUCCGACCAGACAUUCAACACCGCAGAGGAACAGUUACUGCACUUCUUAGCGCGCGCAGGUCGUCCCGGCUGGAAGUGGAUGAGCCUGCGCCCGCGCGCGCUCACGCUUCACAACAUGCAUAAGAAACAGGACCGGGACUCCUACUACUGUGACAAGAAUUUAGUGCAAUCUCUCGUUCGGGAUGCAAUGGUAAUAAAAGAGUUGGACGCACACACUGGACACGCGAGCCACCAUAAUCACCCGAUAGCAACUUUAAUGGCACUACUGACAAGGCAAGGGCGGUUCCACAAGUUCGUGGUGUCGAUGUCGUUCAUCGCGACGCGCAGCGGCCUCUUCCGGUGGACGGACAACAACAACAGCACGAGGACUGGCGACACCUCUGAACCUCACUUCAGCGAGCGCUACGCGCGUGCAUUCGAUUCGGAAUGGUACCGACGCGCCGUCGAGCACCACAACAUCGAGCCGGAGAGCUUCGUGUUCUCCGUGCCGUUCCGAGACGCCGCCGAAUCCGCCGCGACGCCUCUGGUGCUAGCCACGCACGCUGUAUUCGUGGAGUCGAGAGGCCACCGUGCCCCUGCCGCGGUCGUUGGUCUCCAGUUCCAUCUGGACUCGCUUGCUAAACACUUCCUCAACGUUACAUCCACGUGCACAGCGGGCACGACCUGCAAAAAGACCUGCGCUGGCGACGCGCUGGACUGCUACAUCCUCGACGACAACGGCUUCAUCAUUCUGUCCGAGGACGCGGCGCAGACCGGCCUCUUCUUCGGCCAAGUGGACGGCACGAUCAUGGACUCGCUCGUGCAAGAUCGGAUCUAUAAGAAGGUCACGGUUCACGACCGUCAAGGACGCUGCCCGGAUUCGAGGAAUCCUUUCAGUGGAGAUGGAAACAAGCUCACGCCAUUCAAACCGCUAUCAUGGCUUGGAGGAUACCUCACAAGUUUAUUAGCAGUCUGGUUUCCUCUGUGGCAGUCUGCCAAAGCUCACGCUCACCCAUAUGCGGACGAUGAUAUAGCUGACACAUCGGUUAACGAAGACUACGAAGACUACGAACACGACGGCGACGAGGACCCUGAUGAGGAGGAGCGCGACCGCGGCAAGUACGAGAUCAUCAUCGACGGCUACGGCGCCGAGAAGCCGGUGGAGCGGCCCCCCGGCGCCGGCGCGCCGCGCGAGCCGCCCCGCGAGGCCGCGCGCUCCGCGGCCGUCCGCCCUUGCGACACCAGCGCCGAGCUGUUCACGCUGCAAUCCACGAGGCUUAAUGCUGCGCAGCCGUUGAAGGGGAAGCUGACUAACUGUCACAACUCCGGCUGCGAGAGACCGUUCAGCGUCCAAAAGAUCCCGCACAGCAACCUGAUUCUGCUAGUGGUGGACACGCUAUGCCCCUGCGGCGCCAAGCGGCUAGAUGUGCGCGCACGCGAGGCACCUCCGCGCACCGUGUGCCGCCGCCACCCCGCGCACGCCACGCGCCGCCGGCCACGGCACUGCGUCUCCUAUCACCCAGAGGAAAUCGAAAUCCUUUCAUGCGGUCGCGGCUCGAGUACACGAGCGCCCUGGGCGCUGCUGCUGGCGACGGUGACGGCGCUGCGGUGGCUAGCGCGCGCCACGUGACUGCCCGCCAGCCCUCGCUAACUCCACCUCUUCUAACGAGCCCGGAGCCGAGCUCAUCGGACACACCGCUAAAUGUUCCAGCCUCUUUGUUAUAACCUACUAACGCACACUACUCGUUCGAGGGCUUCGAAGACCGAAGUAUAGUUGUUCAGUGCUCCAGUGUAAGGACAGUUGGCGAGCGCUCCCGGGCGCACCGGGCCCCGCGGCCCGGACGCCCUUGAGCUCUCCUAGGUUACGUCGCGCGGAACCACGAGUUUUGAUCUAUUUUACCGACUGAAGUUUUGGUCCGACCAAAUGAACUUUUGACCUUGUUUUGAGACAGGACGAUACUCGAUUUAGGAAACGAUAAUAAAUAAAAUAUUUCUCCCUCUCGGUUAAGUUGUCAGUUUUCAUAUUGCGGCAAACACCGCCGCGUGCAGUAAUAGGUAGGUAACGAAUGUCUUGUUAAAUUUAAAUCGAAGAUUAUCACAAACUUGGAGAUCUUAUAAAUUAUAGCUAAUGUUAAUAGAUAUUGAAAGAUAAAUUAAUGUAAAAUAAAGAUAUGGUUUAAAACUGUUUUAGAAAAAUUUACCUAUGUUGAUCCGAAACUCGAUUUAUUUCUUGAUAUCUGUCAUUCACAUAUUUAUAUCGCUAAACUUAUUGACUAGUUGCAUAGGGUUGAUGUAAAUAAGAAAUAUUUUAUUUGUAGGCAGUUCUUUUGCUGAAUUUAUGUGUGCCAGUGCGUGUUGCCUGUCAAUCGAAGUGUCGAGGACAUACUAGUGUAAUUGUUGCUGUUAUUAAAAAAAAACAUCUGUAUGAUUACAUACUAAGUGGCACCCGGUUUGCUUUUGAUUGUAAUUUGUAAAAAUUGUCUUUUAAGGCUUCGCAAGUCAUUGAAGUAUCUACUCGUAUUUGUGAGCGCAUUAACAGCCAGUCGGCAUCAAAAAUGGCUAAGGGAGUCUGGCAUCCAAAAAGUUUAGACAAGCUUUCAUUAUCUUAUCAACAAAAAUGUGUUCAGAUCAUUGUGGUCACUUAUCCCGCAGAAGAAGCGGUCUAUUUCUGGUGCUGGCUGGACAAGUAGACAUACCUUAAAAUGCAGCCGGUGUUAGGUACCUACUUCCUCGACACAGCGACAUGGCCACUUUCAUACGUCUAGUUGUUAGUGAUUUUCUCGCCUAAUCUUCAAAUAAUGCUGUAAUUGGGGAAUCUGUAAACAGUUCCAUUUUUUAUUGUAAAUAUUUUACUAACUUAAAUGGCCUACUACAAUUUUAGAACGUGUGUUGCUAAUAUUUAAGUCGUUCUGUAAUUAAAUUAAUGAAACUACGUCAUUCCGAUUCGACUAUCACGUACCCACUUUAAGUUGUACUUAUAAUCCAUUUAGCAAUAAUAACAUCGUCACUUCAUUUCACCUUUAUUCCGGAAUUCUGAGAGACCAGAAUAUUUUUCAAAAUCCACUCUUUUUACUUUCAUACAAAAGUUAACGUUUGGCAGUAAUUAACAUGAUAAGCUCAUACUUACACUUGUUUGUAUUUGAUAUAAAUGUGAAGCUAACUAGAAUUAAAGUUGAGAUCCCAUAUACCUUACCUAUCGAAUAUAGACAUUUUGUAUAUCAUAUCAAAUAGUACCUAUUUAUAAUCUAGUACACGAGUACGCAGCUUGCUAUUGUCCGUUAUAUGUAUAAUUCCAAACGUUUGAAAUAGUACAAAAUUCAUAGACAUGUAUAAAAUAGUUAACACACUGGAAGUGCCAAACCACAGUCUACCUAUUAUUUCCAACCACAGAUUAUAUUGAGUGUCGGCGAUAGUUUUGUAUCUCCUAUUACAGGAGUUUAUAAAACAUAAAUCGUUUUUGGAGAUCCUGGACACUGGAUAUUAUAGUUAUACCUUGUCGCUGCAACAUGGCAAUACAAUUUAAACCAAUGCAUAUCAAAUGAUUAAAAGCGACUUGGUACUACUGAUAAUGCCCAGAUGUUAAGGCUGAGCAAGUUGGUAAUCCUGAGGACAAUGGUGAGCGACUACUUGUUCAUCACAUGCUGGUCAUAGACAUUUGUUUUACCUACCUACCUUCAUCUUUUCUCUCCAAAUCGAUUGAAUGUUCUCCGUGCUAAGUAGAAUAUCUACUUAAAGCGUUUAAGCAUAAUAUUUUCGAAAUACCGUAAAGAGAAUGGAGAACAGAUAUUAAGAUAGGUAUGUGAAGCAAAAUGCCUGAGAACGACACAAAUGUAUCAUCGAUUAGAUCGGUCAUAUCACGUAUCGUAACAUACCUACACAUAUUCAGAGUAUAAAGACAAUUGUUGGAAGGCGAUUUUGAGAAAUUGUACAUUUUGUAUAAAUAAUACAGUAAGGAAUCGAUAUAAUGGCGUAGUAGAGGUUUGUUGUACGGGUGAGUGGCGAAUGGCGAACGACUGGUGAUUGAAUUGCUUCUAGCAAGCGUCGAGUCUUCCAUAGCAGUCGAACGCGUCUCGAGUGUUUACUAUAAUAACGUCUAAGUAUUAAACGAUAAUAAUAUAGCGUAUACUUAACAUAGCAUAGCUGAGCCCGCCAAAGCGGGGCGGAGUGGGUUUUUUUACUGGCACUUGGCGGGAUUUAGUUUACGAGAAUAUAUAGACACAAAACGAAUACCUCGUUUAGUUACGCAAAACGUAAAUAGCUAGACAGAAUUGUGAUUAUUUCGCGUUUAUUUCUCAAACAUAUCAAUUCAGGCACCAAAUAAAACUAUAGUAUAAGCGAUUUACCAUAUGAUUCUAUGUGAUUUUUUGAAUAAGUUAAGUUUACCUACUUGCAAGUGAAACAGUGAUCUCAAAAAAACUUUGCCACUUUACAUAUCUCAUUAUCGGUGUUGUGUACCUACGUUUCGCUCGGAAAGGAAAAGCGAUUUUUCAUAUUCUAACAAUUUCCUCAUGAUAAUGUUUUCAUUAUAAGUACCUAGUUACCUACUUUCAAGGAAUUAUUUUAAGUCUGUUUUAGAAUUAGGUACGCGGCCAACAAUUUUGAAGUCACUGUUUUUAUUAUUCCUUGUAUUUACUUAAUAAAUUGUAUGAUUGGUAUAGUUCUAUUAUUGGGCACGACCACUCUGUGAACAUGGUUCUUUAGUGUGAUUUUAGAGAAGUACUUACUCUUCUUUUGUUAUUUGCCAGAUCAUGCUAUAGAUAUACGGUAAUUAAAACAAUAAAGUUCUCUUAUAAACAUUGUGA